AUGAAGUAUGAGUUGGGAAUUGAAAAGGAAAUCUCAGUGGAGCGGAUGCGACAAGAAUCUGAGAAAGCCAAGAUAGAGUUGGAGGGACAUCGUCUGUCUAUUCUCAGAGAUGGCGCGUUGUCCGGUGAAGUAGCUGUUGAUGUACGUCCAGCUUUGCCAAUCGAGCGGAUACAUUUUAUUCUGGGCAACGGUUUGGCAGGUGGCAGGAUCUGGACUGAUGUUCUCCCGGCAUUUUUAGUGACUGGUGGUCUGAUUGAGUCUGGGUUUGAGGAGAGCUCUACAGUGGUGCCAGAGGUCACGUCCUCCUGCAUGAUCCCGUGUGCUAUGGUCAAAGCUAUGCUGUGUAGAAACCAGAAGGCCAGGCAUUGCUCCACUGGUCAGGGUGGUCGUGGUGGCGGCGGCUUUGAUAGUGGUCGUGGUGGCGGCGGCUUUGAUGGUGGUUGUGGCGGCAGCGGCAGCAGGGGUCGAGGACGUGGCAAGGAGAUGUUCUGUUAUCGGUGUGGAGAUCAAGGACAUUUGGCCAGGGACUGUGACCAAACUGAGGAUGUAUGCUACAACGGCAACAAACCAGGCCACAUGGCUCGUGACUGUGGGCAUGCCAACGACCGGAGGUGCUACUCCUGCGGGGGGCUUGGUCACAUCCAGAGACGUUGUGAGAAGGUGUUUGUUGACAUUGUUGCCCUGUCUUUUUGUUCUCCUCAGCUGGAUGGGGACACCAUGUUCCUGGGUAUGCCAGAAGCCGGCCAUGACUUUGCAUCAACCAAUCAGUUUCGUGUGCCUCAGCCCCCCCACCCUCUCAGCAAGGGGACGCAAUCCAACCAGCCCUCCCAGCACUGGAGGAGGGACACACACAUGCCCGACACACACCGUCUGCCCUGGUCUUACUCAGUGGGUGGUUUGGGUGAUGAUGACUACAACAUUCCCCCCAUCACUCCCCCCACCCUGCCAGAGCACAUGCUGCACCCCCAUCUCCCACACGAUUCCCGCUCUGGACCAUACCACCAAAUGGACCCCCCUUCCAGGUCAGCGCCGCACCACCCCUACCAGCUGCAGGGCAUGGACCUGCCCGGCAUGUCCAGUGGCCAGGAUGGAAACGCCCUGCUGAACCAGGAUGGGGGCACCUUCAGUCCGGACGGGGGCCCCAUGACCAGCACCCUGUCUGUGAUGCAGCAGAUGGUGAACUCUGACUCACGGUUCACCAGCAGCCAACAGCCAAUCGAAGCUGCGCUCGGACCCAGGAGCCAAUCGGGCAUGAGCCAGCAAGGUCAGCUGUCCACCAUCAACCAAUCCCAGCUGGGGCUGAGUGGGAACUCUGCUACCCAUAAUUCUCCUUCCCCCCCUGGAAGUAAAUCAGCCACCCCGUCCCCGUCCAGUUCAGCACAUGAGGACGACAAUGAUGACGGACUCAGGCUGGUCAGUGUAGCAGAGAAGAGGCCAGCGACAGUGGACAUCUCCAAGAAACCAAAAACACCAAAGAAGAAGAAGCGCAAAGACCCCAACGAGCCGGUGAAGCCAGUUUCCGCCUACGCCCUGUUCUUCAGGGACACCCAAGCCAACAUCAAGGCCCAGAACCCCAACGCUACCUUUGGGGAGGUGUCCAAGAUCGUGGCCUCCAUGUGGGACGGCUUGGGGGAGGAAGAGAAACAGGAGUACAAGAAGAGGACGGAGACGGCUAAGAAGGAGUAUCUGAAACAACUGGCUGCAUACAGAGCCAGCCUGGUCUCACAGAGUUACAACGAUCCGUCUGAAAUGAAGCCCCCCCACUCUUCCUCCAUACCUUCCUCUACCUCAAUGUAUAGCCCUAAGCCUUCAGUGUACCCCGGUCACCCGGGCCAGCACCACUCCUCCAGCCCAAUGGCCCACCCCCACUCUCAUCCCCACCCCCACUCUCACUCUCACCCCCACUCUCACCCUCACUCCCUCCCUUCCCACCAGCACCCCAGCAUGUACAUGCCGUACCCUCACCAGUCGCACCCUUCCCACGCCUCAAGCCCCGGCCUCAGCCCACACCUGCCCCCCCCUCACACCCAGAUGCACCCCCAGCUCCAGGCCCUGUCCUCCAGAGGGACGGCGCCACGGCCCAGCGUGCCCCCCCACCAGGGAGCUCUGUCCCUGGGCAGCAUGACGGCGGCCAGCCCUCCGCUCCAGGUCAGCCCCCCCCUCCACAGCCAGGCCCACCUGGGGGGGCUGCACAGUCCCCACCAGCAGCACCAGCAGCAUCACCAGCACCACCAGCACCAGCAGCAGCAGCACCAGCAGCACCAGCAGCAGCAGCAGCACCAGCAGCUCAGUGGACACUCUCUGGGAAUGACACACUCCCCGGGCAUCUCACAGGGCUACCACCCCUCCCUGCAUCCUGACUACCAGCAGUUGGGAGGAGCCAUGCUGAAUGGUGGAGCAGUGAUGUCAUCAGCGGUGGACUACCAUCAGCUGGGUCGACACACGCAGAACCAACACCCCUCUCUGGACUGGAGUACUGAUUACCAUGGCAACGGCGGCCUGCAGAGAGACAAGCCUCUCUAUCUGAGCUAAUCUCAGGACACCAUGACACCAAACCUCAGCAAGCCCUUCCACUGCCUCACCACCAACCUCCUGAAGCACAGAGCACCUCCACCUGGGCACACUGAGUAAAGGGAUGUGUGUGUGUGUGUGUGUGUGUGUGUGUGUGUGUGUGUGUGUGUGUGUGUGUGU
Messenger RNA from Trematomus bernacchii (emerald rockcod), 2691 nucleotides. It is a transcript of the gene tox, whose product is annotated as thymocyte selection-associated high mobility group box. Lineage: Eukaryota; Metazoa; Chordata; Actinopteri; Perciformes; Nototheniidae. Gene Ontology annotation, molecular function: zinc ion binding; chromatin DNA binding. The record is from RefSeq and is a predicted model, not a curated record. Gene Ontology annotation, biological process: regulation of transcription by RNA polymerase II; leukocyte differentiation. Bases 1 to 2532 code for a protein of 843 amino acids. The transcript is spliced from 11 exons. Gene Ontology annotation, cellular component: nucleus.